This is a messenger RNA of Oncorhynchus keta (chum salmon), 7053 nucleotides long. Its product is annotated as protein FAM110A-like. The record is from RefSeq and is a predicted model, not a curated record. The transcript has 6 exons. The coding region runs from base 695 to 1957 and encodes 420 amino acids. NCBI's taxonomy places the organism in Eukaryota, Metazoa, Chordata, Actinopteri, Salmoniformes, Salmonidae.
CAAUGGUCCUCUUUUUACAGUCUAUGGUCCACACACUGACCUUCUGAUCAGAGAUGGGUCUGUUAUUGACAGGUUAUUUAUUACAAACACCAGCAUGCUUUGAAGCGUAAAUCAUUAGAGGAAAAGAAACUGUCAUGUGACAGAAGAACCCGGUCUACUUCCUUAUGUAGGAAUGAUUGGUCAGAGUAGUCAGGUGGGGGAGGGAGUAGAACAAGGAGGAGGAGCAGCACAUGAGUCGUCUGACAGGUUUGGCUGGUCUGUUGCUCCCUUCCAUUCUGGAACACAUUCACACGCUACAGUAGAAUUCUACAGUUGUUAUCCUUUGUGGCGUGAUGAGCUGUAGAGAGGCCUAGAGUUCCAUUGGGGACCUGUAAGAUUCUACUUCCACUCUAAAGUAGGAGUGUGAGAGGAGAAGCAACGUUGAGAUAGAGAGAUAAGGACAUGCAGUCAGAUACAUGGAAUAAUUUCCCUGACCCAACCCCCUUGUAUCCAGCUCUCAAGAACAGACUUUAAGGCACCAGGGAUCAAGUGAGAUCCCUUGGGAACUGGACGAAGAAGGAAUCAUAUCGCCAAGAGCAAAAUCCUGUCAGCUUUCAGGGGACAGUAGGAUUCUGGACUGAUGGCAUCCAAAGAAGUUUGACUUUAGGUGGCCAAAACCUGCAGGAGAAAGACGGGAGUCAAGGACAACCCACCCAUGUUACCUCCCACUCCCAUCUCCAGCAUGCCUGUGGAGACCCCCCAGCCUGUCCUGACACAGCCGGUGAGGGCUGCUGGGACGCCCAACCCCAACCGCAUGCCAAACCGCCUCCUCCUCCAACCAAGAACAGCGGCAGCAGCUGAGCCCAGGCAGAGCGCAGUGGAGAGGCUGGCGGCAGACAAGGCUAAAUACGUCAAGAGUCAGGUGGCCCCCUCCAAGCAGCAGCCAAUAAAAAUGCCUCCGCCUGUCAUGCGCAAACCUCUGAUGUCCCCGGCUACCGGACUACGGCCAACCCGUAAGACCCAACCUUCUCGCUCUAACUACACCCAGCAAGGGAGUGCUCCAUUGGACCUGGAGCACCUGAGUAACCUGAUCAACGGGAUGGGUGAGGCUGAAACUCCCCCUACCUCUCCCACCAUGGACCCAGUGGAGAGUAGUCAGGCCCCUGACUGCCCUACCACCACUACCAUCUCUCCCUCUCCGUUCUCUGCUGAGGGGAUCCCGACCCCCUGCCCUGAAUGGUCCACCCCAGUCAAAUUAAGGAUAAAUGCCUCUGGCCCACUAAGUCCUUCUGGAUGUUCUGCUGCAGUGACCAUACGUAGAGUGGACGUAAUACCCCAACACCACCAUACCAUGCCAGUGAGGAAGCCCUUCAGAGCACAGCAGCAGAUGCAUCUCCCAUUGCAGCCCAUGGCUCUGCAUCCACACACCCAGAUCCACAGCGCUAUGUCACCUCUUCGUCUCUUCCACCCCCGAACUACCUAUGCACCAGGCCCUGGAUCUCUUAAACCAGUCCCAGCCCCUCCACCACAAGACCACACCCCAAGCCCCAACUCCCCGUCUACCCCCGUUCAGUUCCCAGCCAACUACCCUGUACUUCCGCCCUCCCCGUCGGUCACUCGCCCGUCCUCCAGUAGCUCCAGGAAACGGCCCUCUCUGACCCGCUCCAAAUCAGACAUGAGUGACCGUUACUCCCGGGCCAGUACUGACCUGGAGCGCUUCUUCAACCUGUGUGGUUUGGACCCUUCGGAGAUGCAGGUGCUGAAGGGGCCGGGCUCGGACAUUGUGUCCCUUGCACAGUUCCGCAGUGCCAGUGCUCCUGGGUCAGAGUGUGCAGGGCACGAGGAGGAAGAAGAGAACGGUGGGCCUGCAGAGCCGGCUCCCUAUGGUGUCUCGGUCAUUGAGAGGAACGCCAGAGUGAUCAAGUGGCUUUAUGGUAUCCGCCAAUCCAAGGAUACUGCCAGGAGCACCAACAUGUAGGGCCAUGAGACUGAUGUAAAUAGAGGCAGGGGAGAAAAAUAUGGAGGUACACUUUAAACAUAAUUCCUGUACAGAGAAAAAAAACUGGAGAAGUGUGAACCAACCAAUGACAAUGAAAAUGAAAGGAAGGGACUGAUGUGUACUAAUAGUGAAAGAAAUGUCUGUUAAAGCAGUAUGAUAGUGUUGGACAUCAUUUGUGCAAGAUAUUUGGUACUUUGUACUACCACCCGUUUCACCUUUAUUGACAAAAAAAGAUAGCCGGUCAGAUUACAAGUAAGUUAUCAGAAUUGUGUUCUGUUUUUUUUUAAAUGAGAAAUACAUCAACAUAUUUGUUUUUGUCUCAUAGUGGGGCUUUACAAGUCUUUCUUUUUGGUUUGCUUUGUUACUGUAUGUUCAGAUCUGUUUCUAAAUAAAUACCAUUUAACAAUGUUAAAGUAAGCUGAUUUGAGGUGUGUGAGUUCAUCAUUCAUGUUCUCUGUUUUCGAGGGGUGCAGCUGGAGCGGGAAAAGGUAUGUGGGACUGACUGGGUGAAAUUACAGGAGAGGUGGGACUGACUGGGUGAAAUUACAGGAGAGGUGGGACUGACUGGGUGAAAUUACAGGAGAGGUGGGACUGACUGGGUGAAAUUACAGGAGAGGUGGGACUGACUGGGUGAAAUUACAGGAGAGGUGGGACUGACUGGGUGAAAUUACAGGAGAGUUGGGACUGACUGGGUGAAAUUACAGGAGAGUUGGGACUGACUGGGUGAAAUUACAGGAGAGUUGGGACUGACUGGGUGAAAUUACAGGAGAGUUGGGACUGACUGGGUGAAAUUACAGGAGAGUUGGGACUGACUGUGUGAAAUUACAGGAGAGUUGGGACUGACUGUGUGAAAUUACAGGAGAGUUGGGACUGACUGGGUGAAAUUACAGGAGAGUUGGGACUGACUGGGUGAAAUUACAAGAGAAUUGGGACUGACUGGGUGAAAUUACAGGAGAGUUGGGACUGACUGGGUGAAAUUACAGGAGAGUUUCACCAGGUCAUAGGAGUCCAAUUCGAUAUGAAGUUUCUGUUGAACAUUUGGCUUAGUGUGUUUUUACUCCAUUUGAACUUGAGCAACUCCUGAUUAAUGACAACGUUGAAACAAUGAUUUGAUUUUUCAGAAGCAUUUAUUUGGUUCUCCAUCCUCUUGCAAUGGACUACCAUUUCCCCAAACAUCUUUUUGCUUUAUAACACUUUAGUGUGGCUUUACAGAUGUUCCUGCUGGAUGUUCUACAGGUCAGUAAUGUUACUCAUUGCCUGCAUGUCAGUCAGUCAACUCCACUGUCUCGUGUCUGUCUGUAAUCUCUCUGGCCUGGAGUCCUUUCUGUCCUGGAGUCCUUUCUGUCCCUGGCUCUUUUGCAGAUUGAGGCCUUCCAUGUUUCUCUGAUCCUUCAAGAGGAACUGACCCAUCCCUACCUUCAGGCUAGUGAGCCUCAGCGGUUUGACACCCAUUGACAAACUCCUGCCAUGGGUGGUUGUCUCCAUGCCUUUUGGUUUCUUCUCCUAUGUCCUGCUGUAGUUCAUGUCGCAAGCCUUCAGUGUUCCCUGGUACCUCACAUCAAGCUGCCUGUUUGAGACCCUCAUGACAUCCAGCCUGUGAUCCACUCUUCCUUCACACACAGUAUGACCCGCCAACCCUAUCUCCCAGUCUUUAUCCUCUACAUCCUCAACCACUGUUUGCCUUGCUCCAUGUCUGUAUCCUCAUGACUACUGUAGGUAUCCCAAACAAAUCACUUAGCUGUCGCCUGAUCUCUGCAGGGUUAUUGCCGCUGCUUCUUGAGAAUUACCUGACUGUAUGAAACAAGAAGUACCAUUUACUUUCCUUAGGGCAUCGGUAUGGUUACUACCUUCCAUACUGCUCUUCCUGUGUCCGUGUAACCAUGGUUACAAGGUGCAAUUCUUGAAUGACUCUAGUUACAGUAUCACAAACCCCUGUUUUUCACCAUGGUUUCUGUCUCUUUCCUGACAGUGUAUUCAUGUGCUUUCGCUGAGCAUGAGACACUCUGCCACAGCCUACAGUAAGAGCUUGAUAUCCACUGUCUCGUUUUUCAUAUUGUAUUGACGAAUUGCAAGCAGUAACAAUUGAUAAAAUCAUACAUUUCAGUUUCAGUCUCACCUGUCCCUUGGUCUGUAUGUUUCUCCUUCUCUCUCUGAUAGGAAUGAGUGUGGAGCUGGUGGCCUCUGUGAUUCAGGGUCAGGUUGUGGCUGUAUUCUACACAGAGAAGGCUGGGGCAUGUCAGCAGUUGGACCAGAGCCAGGGGCUGCCUCACAACACCCCUUCACCACAAACCGUUACUACAGACCAUGGUACUACUUCCCCUCUGAGACACACUGCAAGUAAAUGUUUCCCAGUCUCAAACCCUAGCCUAACCCAGCACUGAAGUACAUACCGCUCUCCUACUAUGUUGGUUUAGCAGCGUUUCUUUGUCUGUGGAAGUGAACUUACCUUUAAUGCCAGGGAUAUCAUAUUACACUAAUUAACUGUCCUUAGCACAACAAAGGCCAUUCGUGUGUGUGCAUGUGGGAGCAUGCAUUUCAAGGACGUGAGUUUGUCUUGUUUGUUUACCCAUAGGCCUGUGCAUUUUAUGCAUACAUGUGAAGGACUUGUGUUUGUGUAGCCUUGUUUAUCUGUGAGGUUUUGUGUAUUUUUCCCCUGUUGGAAGUUUUUCCUGACCUCAGUGCUAGUCAAUGGUGGGCUGUUCUUCCUCUGCUGCCUUGUCCUCUUCCUGGGGGUGAAAGAGCUGCGGAGUGAGUCAACGGUCAGAACAAUGGAGUUAGGGUUAGUGUGGUCAGUUUAGAACUGCUAGAGCAAAGCACAUGGGAGGUCAAGGUUCAGUAGAACAUGUUAAAGAGUCUAGAGCUGGGAGGUGACUAAAUAAUGGAUAGGCUUGGAACUAAAGUAACUUAUGACAUGUCAUGGUGAGUAAGUAUUUUCUUAAGUUUUCUACAAUACCAAACACCUCUCUCUGAUUUUUGUCUCCAGCUCCCCUCUAGUGUGGAUAGUGUGUGUCCUAUCUCUCCACUCUAAAGAUGCUAAUGUGCCAUGUUCCUUGCCAACGACUGGGCCUUGGUUUCUCUUUGCUGCACUUGCCUUCUAGAUAAAUCCUUGCCUGGACUGCAUUCAAAUAGAUCAACAAAAAAUGACAAUCUUGAGUCAACUAAUGCACAUUUGUCCCUUAGAUAUCUUUGGGGAACUUUGCACUGUUCUGUACCCAUGCAGCUGGGCUUGGGUCCCAGUUCCAGCACCUUCUGUCUCUGCUGGUAAGACAUUGCUUGUUGCUACACACAGUUCUGUCAACGUCACACGUAGUUGUAUCACACACCCCACACCCUCUUGGCCACAAAAGGACGGUCUGAUUGGCUCAACACACAGAUGACAGAACACAAUUCUUAUCCAAUCUGGCAUAUCAUACUCUUCAUGAUUUUAUAUAUUUGUGUAGCUGGUAUUCGUCUCUGGAAGCUAACCACUUAUUCCUUAUUAAAGGGCAAAAACUAUAGCCACGAGACAUUCUCUUGUUAGUGUUUAAUAUCUGGGAUGGUUGUUUGUCCUAACAGAUUGCAGCAACUACAGCUGUUUCACUGUUACAGCCAUCUCUGGUACGGGCUUGGAAAUAGAUUACAAUCUCCAUUGGUUUGUGAGCACAACAUUGUUUCUCCCUUUAUGACAAGUUUAUGCUUACAGUAAUAAUCGUUUUUUUUCUUCGUAUUUACUGACAGUCUUCGUGGCCGUGUGUGAUGCUAGGAUUCAGCUUGGCAACCGUGUUCCUGCUGCCUUGGCGAGUCUGCAGUUAGAAGGCCACGACUCUGGCUUAGCGUUGUCUCUGCUCUCUACUGUACUCUGCUCCAGUUCUGUCUCUGCCUCUGUCACUCUGAAUGACACUCAACACACACAAAAUGCUGACUUGAUGAUUCAUUCAUAAACCCCCAUGACAGCCUGUCAAGUGUUGAAUAUUCUAAUAUGCUGAUUUGACACUUGGCCAGUUUACACUUCAAUCGAUUCACCAGACAGUGCUUGUUGCAUAAUCUGCGUUUGGUCUGAUUUGCGAACCAGUCUCUUAUUAUUCAUGUAGGUCCAUGCUCCCGGACGUGGUAGAUGACUUCGCUGUGAAAAAAACCUGCUGCAAGGACCUGCUACGCCUUCUGCAGUAAGCUAGGGGAGGCCUGUCUGUUGGAAUCUCAACCAUGACUAACAUUGAGUCAUACAUCCACCUACUCCUCCUCUCCUCCUUAUUAUGUAAAAUCUGAUUUCAUGUUUCUAUCACCAUAUCUCAAUUUAUGUUGUGUUCAUGCAUGCGUGUAUAAUUUGUUUAUAUGCUUGUUUGUAAUGCAGCUUUGUGGGGUACACUAUAAAAAAGGGUUCCAAAAAGGUUCUUCAACUGUCCCCAUAGGAAAAAACAUUUUGGUUUGAGGUACAACCCUUUUUGGUUUCCAGUAGAACCCUUUUGGGGAAAGGGUUCUUCCUGGAACCCAAAGGGGUUCUACCUGGAACCAGAAAGGGUUCUUCAAAGGGUUAUCUUAUGGGGGAUAGCCGAAGAACCAUUUUAGGUUAAAGAGUGUACUGUGCAGUUGCCUGUAGACAAAUUGAGGACAUGAUGACUGCUCUGAUUGUACUGUUUGCCCCUGUGCCCAUCACCCUGCUGCUGGUAGGGCGGGUCUUCUUCCACCUGUACCCAUCAACGAGGAACGACGCCUCCAGCUCCAGAGAGAGCCAGGCAGAGAGGUUGAAGCCAUACAUUCAACUGAUAGAGGAGAUAGGCUCAACACGCAGUCGUCAGUCAAGACGCCAACCACCUUUUUAUUUAUUUAAAUUUUAUUUAGCCUUUACUUAUCUAGGCAAGUCAGUUAAGAACAAAUUCUUAUUUACAAUGCCGGCAAAACCUGAACGACGCUGGGCCAAUUGUGGGACGCCCAAUCACGGCCGGAUGUGAUAGACUGGAUUCGAACCAGGGGCUGUAAAAUAGAUCUUGAUUUUGGUUACUACAUGAUUACAUAUGUUUUAUUUAAUAGUUUUGAUGUCUUCACUAUUAUUCUACAAUGUAGCAAAUAGUACAAAUAAAGAGAAAUCCUUGAAUGCC